This is a messenger RNA of Parathielavia appendiculata, 2331 nucleotides long. RefSeq names its product nucleoside phosphatase GDA1/CD39. Gene Ontology annotation, molecular function: hydrolase activity. Gene Ontology annotation, cellular component: Golgi apparatus. Lineage: Eukaryota; Fungi; Ascomycota; Sordariomycetes; Sordariales; Chaetomiaceae. Bases 290 to 1948 code for a protein of 552 amino acids. The record is from RefSeq and is a predicted model, not a curated record. The transcript has 3 exons. Gene Ontology annotation, biological process: protein N-linked glycosylation.
CGAGUUUCACUGCCAGAAAAUCGAGACCCAUCUGUCCAAACGACCAAAUCUUAGAACCUGCCCCUAUUCGGCGUUUUGCUCAUAACUUACUUUCUGGAAAGCAGCCGCCGACAGCAAUCCGUUGCCGUCCAGUGCCUGCCUUUGCGACAGCUCCUUUCAUGUCUCUCGUUUAGUCUCCGGUUCUUUCACUCAAUCAAUCGCCACUGGGCGGUUACCUAUGUCUGACGUUUCCUGAUCACCGCCUUGAAUCUUAACGUUUCGACCCCUCUGCGACUUGGGACUCGUCCCUAUGCGGCGCACGUCGGUUUCGCUGCCGACCAAGCACAUCGCGCACGAUCCGCACGAAAAACCCGAUCGCUACGGUAAAAACAACCGAGACGAGAGCCUGAUCAUGAAAAUGCAGUCGGCCUGGAUGUCGCAAUCACAGCGGGCCCGCUACAUCAAGACGGGUGCCAUCGUUUUUGCCGUGUUUCUGCUGUUCUACUUCUUCUCACCGGCAGGGGUUGAUCUCUACCAAGGAGAUGCCCUCGCGAAUCAAGGCCAAAAACCGUCCGAUUCGUCAUACGGCACCGACAAAUGCGCGAGGUCAUUUUCCAAGGACAAGCCCAUCGUGCAGUACGUCUCGAUGAUUGACGCCGGCAGCACCGGCUCGCGCAUCCAUGUCUACAAGUUCAACAACUGCGGGCCCGCUCCCGAGCUCGAAGGCGAGGUCUUGUUCAAGCAGACCGAGGUGAGAGAGGGCGGCAGCGGGCUGAGCGCGUACAAGGACGACCCGGAGGCGGCCGCCAAGAGCUUGGACCCGCUUCUUGAUGCUGCCCUCAACGUCAUCCCCGACAAGCUCAAGGCUUGCAGCCCCAUCGCUGUGAAGGCGACGGCCGGAUUGCGCUUAAUCGGUCCUGAGAGGAGCGAGAAGAUCCUGAAAGCCGUCCGACACCACCUCGAGCACGAUUACCCCCUUCCCGUCGUCUCCGAGGCCGAGAACGGCGUCUCGAUGAUGGACGGCGCCGACGAGGGCGUCUACGCCUGGGUCACGGUCAACUACCUCCUCGGUAAAAUCGGCGGGCCCGACCGGAGCGAGACGGCCGCCGUGUUCGACCUCGGCGGGGGCUCCACCCAGAUUGUCUUCCAGCCGACAUUCACGGGUCUCACCUCGGGCGGCAUGCCUCAAAAGCUCGCUGAGGGUGACCACAAGUACGAGCUCGACUUUGGCGGCCGCAAGUUCAGCCUCUACCAGCACUCCCACCUCGGCUACGGCCUCAUGUCAGCGCGCGAAGCCAUUCACGCCACACUUGUCAAUGACCUUUACGAGGACAACAAGGCCGACCAAGCCGACCCCGCCUGGACCCAUUCCCCGGUCGUCAACCCGUGCUUCUCAGCGGGCAUGACCAAGACGGUCAAAGUCAAGCUGCCGGAAUCCCACCCGCUUGGCGCAACCCUCGAACUCAACAUGACAGGCCCGGCCACCGCCGCCCCGGCGCAGUGCCGCAAUCUGGCGGAGCGCAUCCUCAAGAAGCAAGCCGAGUGCAAGCUCUCGCCCUGCUCCUUCAACGGCGUGCACCAGCCGUCCAUCGCCAAGACGUUCGCCCGCGAGGAUAUCUACUUGCUCUCCUACUUCGCCGACCGCACCCAGCCGCUCGGCAUGCCCGAGUCGUUCACGCUGCGCGAACUCUCCGACUUGGCCCGCCGCGUGUGCGGCGGCGAGCAGGCGUGGGACGUCUUUAAGAGCGUGCCCGGCGCGCUGGCCGAACUGAGGGACCGCCCGGAGCACUGCAUGGAUCUGAACUUUAUGCUGGCGCUGACCCAUACGGGCUAUGAGAUGCCGCUGGAUCGGGAGGUGAGGAUCGCCAAGAAGAUCAAGGAUAAGGAGUUGGGGUGGUGCUUGGGAGCGAGCUUGCCGUUGCUAUCUAAGGGAUCGGGUUGGCAAUGCAAGGUUACCGAGGUGCAUUAAAGGAGGGCAUGAGUUGGUUUGAAUGAGCAAAACAUGUUUGACUGUUCGCAUAAGAUAUAUCCAGGCCGGCCGGGUUGGCUCUGAGCGUGAUCGGCGUUAUGAGGUUGGAGGGUUUGAUUCCGGGACUAUCGAGGACCGCCUGCACGAGAACAGGCUACGGGGGAAAAGCACGUAACUCAUAAUUCAGAGGAUUGGGAUUGAUUGACGGUUUGGUUGGAGACUCUAAUGGCUUGUGAUCGACUAGAAGUAUCAUUAACUGAUCUACGGUCCCUGUCCAAAGCCAAAAACACUCUAACCUAUUCCCAAAACUUCUGCUCCAGAUUCUAGAUUCCCUCUAAUCACGCUUUCAUCCGUGAUACAAUCCAACUUUCUCUGCCAUGCUU